Molecule: messenger RNA, 729 nt
Organism: Trametes versicolor FP-101664 SS1
Lineage: Eukaryota; Fungi; Basidiomycota; Agaricomycetes; Polyporales; Polyporaceae
Exons: 9
Coding region: 1-729 (242 amino acids)
Source: RefSeq, a predicted model, not a curated record
AUGCCCGCAGUAGGAACAGUGGACUGGAGUGCGUUGUUUCCUGCAGAGCCUUCGGUCGUAGCAGGAACUUACACAUUGCUCUCGAGCCUAUGCUUAUUCUACUAUGACUUCAUCAUCACAAUCCCUGCGGAAGUGCGGGUGUUCUGGAAGUCGCGUCUGUCCCUCGCGAGCGCCCUUUAUGCGCUGGCGCGCUAUGGUUUCCUCUUCAAUCUAACCCUUGUCGCCCUCUUCACCGUGCGAUUCACCCAAGAUUCCGGACCUACAAACACAGUUCGAAGGACGUAUAGCUGCGAAUCCUUCUACACCUUCGCCGUCUUGAUGAACCUGCUGAACUUUGCUAAGAUAUCAGCUUCCGUCGCUACGCGCAUGUUCGCAAUCUGGGGCCGCAACUGGCCAUUAGCGAUAUCUGUCUUCUUUCUAGGACUCGUCAACCUGAAUGUAGUACCGGUGCUCCUUGCUCUACACUUGAGGAUCGUCCUCGCACCAUGGCCUAUAUGGAGAUGCGAAGUGUUUAUUCCGGACGACGAGACGGAGACGCUGGCGUUAACGGUUCGCAACGUCCCCAUCGUCAUAUCCGCUAUCGGUAUCGCGUACGAGCUGCUGUGCCUUGUCCUCACCGCAUGGAAGACACUUAGCAUAUAUCGCGCGCAACGAAGCCAUGGCAGGCCGGCUACGCUGACCUCGUUACUGCUGCGCGAUGGCUCCGUGUAUUUCUUGUAUGUGCGCUAG